AUGGUACUUAUUUAUACCCUGUACUUGGAAAAAGAAUUGAUUCAGUGUGUGGGCAUUCAGCUUAAUUUCUCGAAGAUGGUCAUUGUUCACUUGUUGGACGGCGAAACUGCAGUAGCCAGUCUCCUCUACCUCCAGGAGCACUAUGAAUUUGCUCUUUAUGAGGUUGUAGUGGACAAACCGGUUCAGUUGUCCACUUUUAACGACAACGUGCAUUCUGGUCAAGACGCUUUCCGACUUGGAAGAGAUGAAAGUCUUGAUCUAAGGAUAACACAUGGUAGGGUGGAAUAUAAAAUUCCAACCCGUCACGAGAGAGGUCACUACAUGUAUUUUUCCCACGAUGAGCAUAAAAGUUUGCAUGACGAUGGAGGCCCUGUCAUUGACUUAGACGGCAAGGUUGUGGGAAUGGUUCACAAUCAAUUCAAAGAGACCUUUUUACCUUCUUCUAUAUUGCACAAGUGCUUGGAUUCUUGGAGAAAGUUGAAGUGCAUCCCUCGUGCCCACCUUGGAAUGACCUUUACUCCCAUCAAGCUUCUAGAUCCUAUUUGUAUUGAGAGGAUGAGGCGUAAGCAUAACAUUGCAUCUGGUCUUCUUGUUGAACAGGUGUCAAAAGAAUCGAAUGCUGAGAAACUUGGAAUCCGCAUGGGUGAUGUUAUUGAACGCUUCAAUGGAGAGUGUAUUUCUAAUACAACUGAGUUGGAAAAGAUGUUGCUGGAUAUAGGCGGAGACCAUUUUGAUCAAGCAAAAGUCUUAAAGACCGAAACAGAUCUUCGAAUUCAAAUAUUUCGUGCCACAAAACGUUGCCGAAGAGUUAGAAAUUUGACCGUAACUGUAUCGGAUCGUGGAGAGGACAUCAUAGAAGCUCUAUCGACUGAGAGGGCUAGGGUACGCGGCUGGAUUCGGGAGGGGAGGGCGGCGGCGUGGGGCGGCGGCGGCGUGCGGCGCGGGGCGUUGGGCAGCGGGGGCGGCGGCGCGGGGCGUUGGGCGGCGGCGCAUAUCCUCCGCGGUGGCGACGACGACGACGGGUUCGGCGGUGGCUGA
Triticum dicoccoides is the source of this 1038-nucleotide messenger RNA. Its product is annotated as probable periplasmic serine endoprotease DegP-like. The transcript is spliced from 8 exons. Gene Ontology annotation, molecular function: protein binding. Lineage: Eukaryota; Viridiplantae; Streptophyta; Magnoliopsida; Poales; Poaceae. The coding region runs from base 1 to 1038 and encodes 345 amino acids. The record is from RefSeq and is a predicted model, not a curated record.